This is a messenger RNA of Alosa sapidissima (American shad), 1307 nucleotides long. RefSeq names its product purinergic receptor P2Y11 (gene p2ry11). Gene Ontology annotation, biological process: calcium-mediated signaling; cellular response to ATP; G protein-coupled receptor signaling pathway. The coding region runs from base 149 to 1063 and encodes 304 amino acids. Gene Ontology annotation, molecular function: G protein-coupled ATP receptor activity; neurotransmitter receptor activity. NCBI's taxonomy places the organism in Eukaryota, Metazoa, Chordata, Actinopteri, Clupeiformes, Clupeidae. The record is from RefSeq and is a predicted model, not a curated record. The transcript has 2 exons. Gene Ontology annotation, cellular component: plasma membrane.
UUGGGUCUUCAUGCAUAGUUGCUCACUCACUUGCUGCAGAUUGCCCAACAAAUGGUGACAGGAAAGGCCUCAGCACGUGCUUCCACUGCUUCUCAUUUUUAAUCAAUUUUGGUUGCUUUGUGUACCUCUGUGGGGGAAGCUGUGAGCAAUGGAAAGCAAUAACAGUGAAAACUGCACUAGUUUCCAAGUUAAGCUCUUGCCCCCAUUAUUUGGAAUAGAAUUUUUCGUGGCGCUGGUGGGGAAUUUGUUUGCGCUAUGUCUGCUCCUCAUCAAAGAGAGGAAAAACUGGCAUACCGGAGUGGUGUUCUCCUUUAACCUGGUUAUCAGCGAUGUUCUCUACGUCCUCACACUGCCUCUUCUAAUCGUUUACUACGCCCGCAAGAGGGAUUGGACCUUCGGUGCUGCCAUCUGCAAAAUGGAACGCUUCCUUUUCACGUGCAACCUGUACGGAAGCAUCUUCUUCAUCAUGUGUAUUAGCGUGAACAGAUGGGUGGCUAUCGUUCAUCCUUUCUUCACGCGCAGCUAUGUGCGACCAAAACAUGCCAAAAUUGCUGGUGUCCUGGUCUGGGUGGCAGUGAUUGCAAUCUCCUCUCCGAUCGCGGUGUUCGCGGACACCUGUACUUCGAAUCACCACGGAAAAUUCAACUGCGUGUCCUGCUGCAACGAUAAGCUUAAGAAAUCCCACUUCAAAUACAAACUGUUUUUAGCCGUGAUGGGAUGCAUGGUCCCUUUACUAGUGACUUUUUCAUCAUAUGUCAGUUUGAUUUGGGUAAUUUACAAAAGUUCAAAUAUAACAUUGUUGGAGAAGAGAAAGGUAGCACUAAUGGUGGUCUCCGUCCUUGUGCUGUACCUGAUUUCUUUUGUUCCCUACCAUAUUCUACAAAUGAUUUUCUCGUACAAUAGGAUCCACGAAAAAGUAGAUUGUUUGGUUUACUCCUUAUAUCAAGUGAGCAAAGGUUUAGUGACGCUGAACAUGUGCAUACACCCUAUACUCUACAUGGCAGUGUUUGACAGCAUCAGGGUGGCCUGUUGUGGGGAGAGUACUGAAUCGGAUGAGUCUUAGCCAACUGUAGGCUAUUCACUUUUUUUCUGGUGUCAUUGAAUCCAAUGUGAGAUCAAAUGGUUACAUUCUUAAAACGCUUGUGUUUUUGUAACAGUUCAGAUAGGGACAACACAGUUUGUGUUAUUUUUAACACAUCCGUUUUAAGAGUGUACUAGGCCUCUGUUUAUGUAGGGCAUAGGCUACUCAUAGGUUAAAACUGCAUAAUAGGCAUUCUCAUUGUCAAUAAAGAGCUAACAAGACCCUA